AUGUCUGUUGAAGAAACCUUGAACCCCCUCUUCAAAAAAAUCCAGGAAUUGAAGCCUCAGUUCAUCCAAAGAUUGGCUGAUGCUGUUGCCAUCAAAUCCGUUUCUGGUGAUGAAACUCUUAGACCAGAAGUUGUCAAGAUGGGUUACUUCUUGAAGAGCGAAUUGGAAAAAUUGGGUGCUUACGAUAUCCAAAUGAAAGAUUUGGGUAUUCAACCACCACCAGUCGACAACCCAAAAUUAAACUUGCCACCUGUUGUCUUGUCAAGAAUCGGUAACGAUCCAGCUAAGAAGACUGUUUUGAUUUACGGUCACUACGAUGUCCAGCCAGCUGGCAUCGAAGACGGUUGGGAUACCGAACCUUUUGAAUUGGUUGUCAAGGAAGACGAAGAUAAAUUGGUCGGUAGAGGGUCAACUGAUGACAAAGGUCCAGUCAUGGGUUGGUUGAAUGUUUUGCAAGCUCAUAAGGAAUUGGGUCUUGAACUCCCAGUCAACAUCAUCACCUGUUUCGAAGGUAUGGAAGAAAGUGGUUCCAUCGGUUUAGAUGACUUGAUUGCUCAAGAAGCCGAAACUUACUUCAAAGGUGUUGAUGCCGUUUGUAUUUCUGAUAACUACUGGUUGGGUACCAAGAAACCAGUUUUGACUUAUGGUUUGAGAGGCUGUAACUACUACCAAAUCAUCAUCAAUGGUCCAGGUGCUGACUUGCACUCCGGGAUUUUCGGUGGUGUCAUUCACGAACCAAUGACUGACUUGGUGAACGUUUUGAGCAAAUUGGUCGACGUUAACGGGAACAUUUUGAUUCCAGGUGUCAACGAGAUGGUUGCCAAGGUCACUCCAGAAGAAAGUAAGUUGUACGAUGACAUUGAUUUCGACGUUACCGAAUUGAACUUGGCUUCUGGUUCCGACACUGCUAUUUACCAAAGCAAGAAAGAAAUUUUGAUGCACAGAUGGAGAUUCCCAUCUUUGUCCAUCCACGGUGUCGAAGGUGCUUUUAGUGGUGCUGGUGCCAAGACCGUCAUCCCAGCUAAGGUUAGUGGUAAAUUCUCCAUCAGAACUGUCCCAGAUAUGGAUUCCGCUAAGUUGGACAAGUUGGUGCUCGAUUUCGUUAAUGCUGAAUUUGCUAAAUUGAACUCUAAGAACACCAUUCACGCUGAAUUGAUCCACGACGGUGACUACUGGGUGUCUGAUCCAUUCAACGAAAGUUUCACUGCCGCUUCCAAGGCCACUGAAUUGGUCUGGGGUGUCAAGCCAGAUUUGACUAGAGAAGGUGGCUCCAUUCCAAUCUCCUUGACUUUCGAAAAACAAUUGAAGACCUCUGUCUUGUUGUUGCCAAUGGGUAGAGGUAAUGAUGGUGCUCACAGUAUCAAUGAAAAGGUUAACAUCAGUAACUAUAUUGAAGGUACUAAAACUUUGGGUGCUUACUUGCAUUACUUUGGUGCUUCUCAAAAAUAA
Saccharomycopsis crataegensis is the source of this 1449-nucleotide messenger RNA. RefSeq names its product metallodipeptidase (gene DUG1). Bases 1 to 1449 code for a protein of 482 amino acids. Gene Ontology annotation, biological process: proteolysis. Gene Ontology annotation, molecular function: metallodipeptidase activity. The record is from RefSeq and is a predicted model, not a curated record. The transcript has a single exon. Lineage: Eukaryota; Fungi; Ascomycota; Saccharomycetes; Ascoideales; Saccharomycopsidaceae.